Drosophila guanche is the source of this 468-nucleotide messenger RNA. Its product is annotated as cx9C motif-containing protein 4. The record is from RefSeq and is a predicted model, not a curated record. Gene Ontology annotation, cellular component: mitochondrial intermembrane space. The coding region runs from base 93 to 311 and encodes 72 amino acids. The transcript is spliced from 3 exons. Lineage: Eukaryota; Metazoa; Arthropoda; Insecta; Diptera; Drosophilidae.
CGAUAACUUCACUUGACACAUCCAAGGAGACUGCCGUGUUAAAAUAAAUUUUAGUUUGCAUUUAAAAUCGAUGAAAAUAGCUAUAUAAUUACAUGUCUGCGAAUACAAAGAAGGAUCCUUGCAAAGCGAACGCGUGCCGUAUACAAGCCUGCUUGAAUGAAAACAAUUAUCAGGAGAAUAAAUGUGCUGACGUUCUCGAGGCUAUGCGCCAAUGUUGUCUAAAGUGGCAUAAGGUUUCGCUUUGUUGCAGUGGAAUUGAUUUGGAAAAACCAUACCAAACAGAAGCAUCCAAAGGUGCCGGCAAGUCGUGAGUUCAAGGUGCACUUUAUGCUUACAAGCCUCCAAAAGACAUUCAAGACUUGUUGGACAAAAAGGAACAGCAGCAAACUGGUCAGCGCCGUCGUACAGCCGUGCUUCCCAAGCGCUCUUGGAUACAGCGAAACCCGCGACUGUUCCAGAUCACUUUCC